AGUCAAGACAAAUGGUUUCGAGUCGCAGUGUAGGCUUCCAUCGUAACAGAAAAUAACUCAUCGAGUGGGACUCAUCGAGGAAUGAUCUGAGAGCGUGUUUGUGUUGUACAACAUAACAUGCAGAUGCAUAAACUAUAAAAUGUUUUUUAAAAUCUAUUUGGCUAUCCUAGAAGACUCAAAAUGGCUGCGUUGUUGCUGUAUUUUCGAAGAGACCUUGCAGCUGCAUCAGCGCUUCUGAGGGCAAAAACCACCACUUUCUUUACUAAAGCUGUAAAUCAGCAUUGUGAUCUAUUGUUUUUGUCGUAAGUUAUAAUAAUAAUAAAGGUCCUUCUUUAUUGCAGGUGGUAACAUCGAUUUUAUGUGCUUACAUUUAACGUUGUUCAUGAUUUCUUUCCAUGUUCAUAUAUUUUACUGUGAAGAAAAAAAUAAAAUGUACGUAGAGAAACAAAAAGGAGAAUGAGAAUAAAACAUUGGAAAACUGAGAAUAAAUAUGAAUAAACAAUACAAUGUUAAAUGUGAAAACACAUUAUUUGUCAGAACAAAAUAUAACACACACCUAAACUGCUGUAACAAUGUAAAUGUUUCCCUCUGUGGGACGAAUAAAGGAAUUCUGGUUCUGAUUCCGAAUAAAUUAAACAAAUACUAAUUAUAGUCAAUAAAGCUAAUUAUUAGACAUCAUUGGUCAUAAAUGAAAAGUUCUGCAUGGGGAAAUAGUAGGCGUCUCAUCGCCAGGUGCGUGUAAGCCUCAAUCAGUAGGCGUGGUUUCAAGUCACCUAGGCAAGAUUAUAAAUUGUUUCCGGUCGCUCCAUGGCUUGAAUGCUGCCACAUGAGUUCUUGUUGAAAAUUAUAAGCAAUUGUUAUGGACAUUCUCCUGCCAUGAGUUCAUCAAAACCCUACAUUGGCUGUAAAAUAGGGUUAAUUUCAAAAGCCCAAAAUCGUUAUGAGGGGAUUUUGUACACAAUUGAUAAAGUGAACUCCACAGUAGUGCUGGCUAAAGUCAAGUGUUUUGGAACGGAGGGACGACCCACAGACCGACCAACUCCACCUAAAGAUGAUGUCUAUGAGUACAUCACUUUCCGUGGAAGUGAUAUUAAGGACAUCACACUGUGUGAAGCUCCAAGAUCUCACCACGGCCUACCCCCGGAUCCUGCAAUUGUACAGUCUUCCAGUGCAGGCCCUUCAAGUGUCUACUCGCCUCUUGGACCAUUUAGCCCCCUACGGAUGCCAGCCUACAACCAGCUUGCUGCCAGCUCUCUACUUAAUCAACAAUAUGCUGCAGCUCUUGGCCUUGGGCCUUUACUUCCAGGCUUACACGUUCGAAGGGCCCCCAUGGUGGAAAAGUCUGUUCAAACCGUCCAAGUUGAUAGAACUAGGCAGAGGGGAGGCUUCUCCGUAUCCCGGGAGCGGGAGCAGCAGCAGCAGCAGCAGCAGCGGGAGCAGCGGGAGCAGCAGCAGCAGCAGCAGCAGCAGCAGCAGUGGGAAAGAAGGCCUCAGAAACCCAGAGGAGAGAUUCCACAGACCAGAAGGGUCACUGGAGCCAACCUGAAGUCAGGCCUAGGUGUGCCCAAUGCUCAGCAGGAAACUCGACAACAGAAUAAUGAAAAUAGGCCGACACCCAGCAGAAAACAAGGACCUCGGAGGCGCAGAAUCCGUAGUAGAGGCCAGCUGAUUGUGGCUAAUGUUCCAUCUGCAGUCCUGAAGUUUGACACAGACUUUGAUUUUGAUUCCUCAAAUGCGCAGUUUGUAAAGGAGGAGCUGGAGAGGGAGAUACAUGACAGGAUAAAAGAUGAAAACCCCGAAGCAGCAGAGAAGGAAAAAGAAGAAUUGCGCUUAACAUCAGAGGAUGUUCUUUUUGGACCAAAAUGUUACUAUGACAAAGCAAAGUGCUUCUUUGACAACAUCUCGUCUGACACCAAGUUCAGACAAACAUGGGCGGAGGAGCGGAAGCGCAACAUGGAGACUUUUGGUGUCCCUGGGCGGUUCUUGAGGGGCCAAGGCUUCAGAGGUGGCUAUGCUGGACGAAGAGGACGCGGCACUGCUCAGACUCAGUCUUCUUACAGAACCAGGAGUGGUCCGCUGUAAAUGUCAGUUUGACCCCAAGGCACUAAAGCAACCCCACGCUACAGGGAAGGUUUCCUUUCGCAACAAACUGGACUAAUACACCUCUGUCUGUUUGUAGAAGGAUCUAUUUUUUGGUUUUUUCUCCUCUGAGGCACUUCUGCCCCCAUAAUGCCAGUAUUGUAUUUUGUUUAUGCCCUUUGUCAUUUGGCCCCAUUUUGCAUAUAUGCAUGGCUAACUAAAUGGUCCACUUUGUUUGACAAUAGUUUUUCCCCUCAGAAUGUUUCUCUGAGUGUUUAAGUUUGUUUUCUACUUGGAAGAAUUUCACUCCCAAACGCAUUUUGGUUUCAUAUUAAAAAGGGAUCUGGCUUUGCUUCUUGAGAGAAGGCAACAUUUAUUUCAUUAAAAAAGAUUGUAUACUAUAGAUAUAAACAUGAUAAACUAAACUUACAUGGAUCUAAAGGCUUAAUCUAAAUCAUGAUUUGUUCUGUAAUAUUGGAGCAACAAGUGAGACCAUUGUAAAUAAAAUGUAAAUUGCUGA
Molecule: messenger RNA, 2599 nt
Organism: Eleginops maclovinus (Patagonian blennie)
Lineage: Eukaryota; Metazoa; Chordata; Actinopteri; Perciformes; Eleginopidae
Product: protein LSM14 homolog B-like
Molecular function (GO): mRNA binding
Source: RefSeq, a predicted model, not a curated record